This is a messenger RNA of Pectinophora gossypiella (pink bollworm), 1474 nucleotides long. RefSeq names its product rRNA N6-adenosine-methyltransferase ZCCHC4. The record is from RefSeq and is a predicted model, not a curated record. The transcript has 6 exons. Gene Ontology annotation, biological process: rRNA methylation. Lineage: Eukaryota; Metazoa; Arthropoda; Insecta; Lepidoptera; Gelechiidae. Gene Ontology annotation, molecular function: rRNA (adenine-N6-)-methyltransferase activity; nucleic acid binding; zinc ion binding. Bases 64 to 1440 code for a protein of 458 amino acids. Gene Ontology annotation, cellular component: cytoplasm; nucleolus.
UGUAUUGCAUGCGUGUAGAUUUUACUGUAUAUUUCUAGAAAUUAUCACUAAAAUCCUUUAAAAAUGGCGAAAAAGCGUAAACUUGAAGUAGAGAAUAAUGCACAGAAAUCCUGUCCAGUGGAGGUAAUUGCAGAGGACGUGACUACUCAUCCACUUUGCUUGCAUGGACCUACACUCUUAUUUUCGAGUGAAAAGGGCCGGUAUUUCGCCUGUUCUUUGUGUAGAAACAAGAAGGAUUGCCCUGUACAUAUUUAUGAAGAAGACUGGAAGAAGGAAGGCGUCAGGAAAAGAAAUGAAAAGUACUAUAAACUGAUUCCUAAUAUUGAUAAGGCAACAGCAUGGAAAAACUUUAAUGAGGUGAAAUCCCGUCACUACACAGACAGAGCAUACUGCAACACAUGCAAAGAGCUGUAUGUAUAUUCUCAAAGCAGAAAACAUCUUAAAGACCACAGAGUUAUAACUCCUCUGACUGACGAACAACUCGCAAAACCAUCAUCGUGGCUGCCCACCCUGGAAGAUGAUGCUAAGGAGGCUCAGUACAUGUUUACUAAGAAAUCGGUCAGCACAGUGUUAGGGAUAUUGAGGAACAAUAACAUCAAAAAUAUAAUUUGUGUCGGGACUCCAUCCAUCCACGAAGCAGCACAGGCUCAUCCAGAGUUCAACUCCAUCCUGCUGGACUAUGACACUCGUCACCACCAGUUCAAUCCUCCAAAUAAAUUCCUCUGGUACAACAUGUUCAACGACUAUCUUUUUAACGGUAACAAUGAUGAGAAGGUACUGAAGAAGUUCUUCAAGAGCUCAAAAGAAGGAGGCAUCUGUGUGGUAAUGGACCCUCCGUUCGGUGGUCGCGUCGAACCUCUGAUACAGACUCUCAGGGAUCUCUCCAGUAUAUACAGGAAGACUUUCGACAAACCGGAGAAUGAGAUCAUUCCUGUCAUCUGGGCCUUCCCUUACUUUUCUGAGCCUUACAUUAAAAACUUGAUGCCGGAAAUCAAGAUGCAUGAUUAUCAGGUUGAAUAUGAAAACCACAAGAAAUUCCAAAACGGCAAAAAGGGACGCAAGAACGGCUCGCCAGUGCGAUUUUUCACCAACCUACCACUAGCCACUAUUGACCUAUCAAAUGACAGCAACUACAAACUGUGCGAGAAAUGCAAGUUCUGGGUAUCAUCGAGUAACAACCAUUGCAAUAAAUGCAAAGAGUGCACGAGCAAGAAUGGAAUGACAUAUAAACACUGUAACGCGUGCAAGAGAUGUGUUAAGCCGACAUUCUUCCACUGUCCAGAUUGCAAACGCUGUGUGCAGGAGAAAGGACACGUUUGUGGUGUAACCGUGGAAUCACAGUCCUGCUACAACUGCAUGGAGAAAGGUCAUAAGAAGUCGGAAUGCCCGCAACUGAAGAACGAAGGAGCGGCCAAGAAGAAGAAACGAAAAAAUGCAUAGACAAAGUUUAUUCUUAAAUAAAUCACUAUCAAAU